Messenger RNA from Penicillium longicatenatum, 2136 nucleotides. RefSeq names its product putative DUF21 and CBS domain protein (Mam3). Gene Ontology annotation, cellular component: intracellular membrane-bounded organelle. The record is from RefSeq and is a predicted model, not a curated record. Gene Ontology annotation, biological process: magnesium ion homeostasis. Lineage: Eukaryota; Fungi; Ascomycota; Eurotiomycetes; Eurotiales; Aspergillaceae. The coding region runs from base 1 to 2136 and encodes 711 amino acids. The transcript has 4 exons.
AUGGUGAUGAAUCGUCCGACAACCUCUCUUUUCGCCGCCCGCUCAAUGGUGCUGGGAUUGGCGAAGUGCAUAUUUCUCGCAUUUUUCCAUCUACCGCUCACGACGGCUGCACCUGUCUUCUCAACCUCCCUCACUCCUCAUGACGAACCUCCGAAAGAGCCUAAUGACCCGAGUCUAUGGCUGUACUUGGGAUUCUCAGCGGCCCUUGUCCUCAGUGGCGGCGCCUUUGCCGGACUCACGAUUGCUUUGAUGGGACAGGAUGAAGUUGAUUCAAACAUCUGGCGAGGAAUCGGAGAAAAAAAUGCCGCUAGUGUUCUGAACCUGCUGAAGCGUGGAAAACAUUGGGUACUUGUAACCCUCCUACUCAGCAACGUGAUCACCAACGAGACUUUACCUAUCGUCCUCGAUCGGACACUCGGCGGUGGAUGGCCGGCGGUCUUGGGAAGCACUGCAUUGAUUGUUAUCUUCGGCGAGGUCGUCCCCCAAUCGAUCUGUGUUCGUUACGGUCUGCCGAUCGGAGCCUGGAUGGCACCGUGUGUUCUGGUUCUGAUGUAUGUCAUGUCCCCGGUCGCUUGGCCAGUUGCAAAAUUGCUGGACAGACUUCUCGGUGAGGAUCAUGGCACUAUCUACAAAAAGGCUGGCUUGAAGACCUUGGUCACUUUGCACAAAACUCUGGGUGAGGCUGGGGAGCAACUCACCUCCGACGAAGUUACAAUCAUCAGUGCUGUGCUGGAUUUGAAAGAAAAAUCGGUUGGAAGUAUCAUGACGCCAAUGGAAGACGUCUUUACUAUGUCUGCCGACACUGUGUUGGAUGAACGCACCAUGGAUAUCAUUCUCUCCCAGGGAUAUUCUCGAAUCCCUAUUCAUGCACCCGAAAACCCGAUGAAUUUUGUUGGCAUGCUCCUUGUCAAGAUGCUCAUCACCUACGAUCCGGAAGACUGCAAACGUGUUCGUGAUUUUGCUCUGGCCACACUGCCGGAGACCCGCCCUGAAACCUCCUGCUUAGAUAUUGUCAAUUUUUUCCAAGAAGGUAAAUCUCACAUGGUUUUGGUGUCAGAAUACCCGAGUGAAGACCGGGGUGCCCUCGGAGUGGUCACUCUUGAAGAUGUGAUUGAAGAAUUGAUUGGAGAAGAAAUCAUCGAUGAAUCUGACGUAUUCAUUGACGUCCAUAAGGCUAUUCGUCGCAUGGCCCCGGCACCCAAGUCUCGAGUGCCCAAGGGGAAAAUCGUUGAAGAACCUCCCAUGGCGACUUCUGUUCCCGAUGGAGAACUGCUCGGCGAAGAUGGUACCAUAUCUACUCCUGCUUUACGUACUUCUGAUCCCCUUCGUCGUCGCAGCUCCCUACGCAAGCCUGCAGACGACAACAAGCCAGAUACGCCGAAUAUAUGGGUCACUCAGAGAGGGACCACCGAUGAAAUCCGAGAACAUCUGAAACAUCUGGGCCCUUCGAACCUGGCGAGUCGACCUCGCCAAACCCGUUAUUCUGCUGUGAAAAUCAAACGCAGCGGUACCUCACCCUCACGCUCGGCCCAGACGGACUUUGAAUCCGGCCAAAGCACAACUGAGUCCCAACUUCCUCCCCCUUCCGUUGCCUAUCAAGGGGGCAUUGGUGCAGGCCUUGUAACCCCUGGCUUGGAGGCAAAGGAUGGCGCUCACGCGUUGAAAAUCGGCUAUGGCACCAUUUCCUCCCAUGACACGAGCACCAAGAGCACCAAUUCUCAGCAGUUUAAAGACCUCCCCCAGGUUUCAAUCCCCGACCCGGUCCACGAAGAGUGGGAAGGUCAGCCCCGCUCCGCUUCAACCCAAAACGACAGCAGUCAGACCGGUAGUAUCAAGUCCGUCGACUCACGCUCGGAUUUCAUAUACCACCGCCGUGGUCCGGCUCGGAGCGGCAGUAUCACUGAACAGAUUGUGGAUGUUAACGGCAUUCGCAAGGUUGUGCUACAUACAACCGGGACAAGUUCUUCCGAUGGGGAGGAUAAGAAUUCUCCUAAGCACACUGAUCAACAGGGAGAUCACCCUGAUCAAGCGGAAUCUCAUUCCAAUGCGAAAAAGAGACGUCGUCGCAAGAAGCGUGGGCAAAAUUCCAAGCUUGAAAAUGGCGAACAUGGAGAAAAUCAGCCUCUUCUCCAGUAA